AUGCACGGUUACAGCUCCUCCGAAGAGUCGGACGACCCGCGUCGUCCGCGCUCGCAGCCAGCCUCAUCAGGCAACAACCAGGACCAGAAGAAGAAGCGAAAGAAGAGACUGCCUCCGCAGCAGACUAUCAACAGACUCUGGAAGAAGUUCUCGAGCCGCAAGUUCCACAAAGCGGUUUCGGUGCUCCCCUUUGACCCUGUCGUAGCACCGCGAUCUGGGCUGGACCGCCCCAAUGAGCUCCUCUCUGAAAGCUACGAACGCGCUGCUGAGGAAUGUCGGCGCAAGGUGCAGAAGAUUGUCCAAGAGUGUAAGAGGGUCAAUAUGAGAUACCGUGACCCUGGUUGGGAUCUGGACUGGGAUCUCAAGUAUGAAAAGGGCAACACCCUCAACUACAUUGGAACCGAAAAGUUUGAGAUCUCCAAGGCCACUCUUUUGGGUUCUAAGGCGGUCGUGCCCAAGGCCGUCAAGAGAGUCCACGAGAUUUUCGAAAAUCCCACAUUCAUGAAGGAUGUCAAGGGCAGCGAUAUCAAGCAAGGGGGCUUGGGAGACUGCUGGCUCAUGUCCAGCCUGACUGCGCUGGCAAGCGUCGAGGACGGCGUCCCGCGCUGCUGCGUGGCCUACGAUACCAAAAUCGGCAUCUACGGAUUCCUCUUCUACCGGGAUGGCGAGUGGGUCUAUUCGAUCGUCGACGACAAGCUGUACCUCAAGUCCCCCUGCUGGGACUCGCCUAGCAUGCAGCGGGACCUCCUCCAGCAGAUCGACCGCGAGGACGUCGAGACCGUCUACAGGAAGACGUACCAGACCGGCUCCAAGGCGCUGUUCUUUGCCCAGUGCAAGGACCAGAACGAGACCUGGGUGCCGCUCCUCGAAAAGGCCUACGCAAAGGCCCACGGUGACUAUGCCUCUCUUUCUGGCGGAUGGAUCGGCGAGGGUCUGGAGGACCUCUCCGGUGGAGUCACCACCGAGCUGCUCACCUCCGACAUUCUGGACCUCGACGCCUUCUGGGAGAAUGAAAUGUCCAAGGUGAACAAGGAGUUUAUGUUUGGCUGCUCGACCGGUCUCCUGGACUACGGCUACGGCCAGCGCGACGGCAUCAGCGAGGCACACGCCUACGUCGUCGUGGACGCCCGCACCCUCAAGUCGGGCCAGCGGCUGGUCAAGCUCCGCAACCCCUGGGGAGAGAUCCGCAAGGGCCUCUGGGAGGGCCCGUGGAGCGACGGCUCCAAGGAGUGGACCACCGAAGUCCAGGAGGAGCUGGGACACAAGUUUGGCAGCGACUCGGUGUUUUGGAUCUCCUUUGAGGACUUGAUCCGCAAGUACACGCACUUUGACCGCACUCGCCUCUUCCGAAACGACGACGACUGGCGCUGCUGCCAGCGAUGGAUCGGCGUCGACGUCCCGUGGAAGGCUGACUACCACGAAAAGUUCCGCGUCAAGCUGACCAGGGACUCGCCCUUCAUCCUGGUCCUGGCGCAGUUGGACGGCAGAUACUUCAAGGGUCUUCAGGGCCAAUAUAGUUUCCGCCUGCACUUCCGCCUGCAUCACGAGGAUCGGCCCGACGCUGAAGACUACAUUGUGCGGUCUCACGGCAACUACUUCAUGAAGCGAUCGGUCUCGGUCGAGCUCCCGGAUCUCCCAGCUGGCAACUACACCGUCUACCUCAAGGUCACCGGCCAGCGCGACAGCAAGCAGCCGUCGGUCGAGGAGGUGGUCAAGCGGGAGGCCAAGGACAGGGUCGAGAACGAGAAGCUCGCCCAGGUGGGCUACGCGUACGACCUAGCGCACAGCAAGGCGUGGGAGCACAUGGAGAAGGUGGCCAAGAUCCGCAAGCAGCGAGACCAGCAGAAGGCCUCUGCGUGCCGCCAGGAGGAGCGUCGCAGGCAGUGGGAGAGGCGCCACAUCAGCCGCGACAUCACCAAGAAGCAGAAGAAGAAGAACACGGAGAAGAAGGAGCGCAAGAAGGAGGCCAAGCAGGCGGCUAGGAGG
Trichoderma reesei QM6a is the source of this 1986-nucleotide messenger RNA. RefSeq lists its product as uncharacterized. Gene Ontology annotation, molecular function: calcium-dependent cysteine-type endopeptidase activity. The record is from RefSeq and is a predicted model, not a curated record. Lineage: Eukaryota; Fungi; Ascomycota; Sordariomycetes; Hypocreales; Hypocreaceae. Gene Ontology annotation, cellular component: cytoplasm. Gene Ontology annotation, biological process: proteolysis. The transcript is spliced from 3 exons. The annotation marks the transcript as partial.